GAAGGAGAGAGGGAGGCUCAAGAAGAGGGCGAGAAACAGAGAGAAAGAGGAACGAGAGAGAAGCAAGGAAAAGGGAGCAGCUCGUGGAACGCCGUGUCCUCGCGUGCUUGUGUCGCGUCUCGAGCGCAGCCAUUACGACAGAGUCGCUCGGUGACGCUCGUAACGCCGAGUAACGCGACGUGUAGCGACGCGAACGCGGAUACGAUAUAGUGUGCUACUCCAGUGGUGCGCGCGACAACGUAUACGUCGUCUCGUCGGCCGGUGCGGCCAGAAUACACGGGCUCUCGCAACGCACGUGUAUACACGCACACGAGAGAACCGGACGAACGAGAAAGAGAGAGAACGAACGAACGGACUGAGUGAGUUAACCGUGUCGCCGCCGAUCGGCGACCGUAGCGUAUCCCUGUUUGUUGUCGCCGUCGUCGUCGUCGUCGUUGCCGCCUCCGUCACCGAGGGGUUGGCGUGAGAACGCGCGCGGAAGCUGCCGAGCGCGCGACGACGGUGAUCGUAGGAGAGUACUCGGACGGUUUCGCGAUCGGCCACCGGUAAACGAACGAUCGAACGAACGAACGUACGCGUGGACAGUCGAGGGGAGUUUUGUUGUUUUGGUGAAGAAAGGAAGAAGCUAAAAACGCGCGACAGCCAUGUUUGACGUGUUCGGCUCCGUGAAGGGGCUGCUGAAGCUCGACUCGGUGUGCAUCGACAACAAUGUGUUCCGGCUGCACUACAAGGCCACCGUGAUCACGCUGGUGGCGUUCUCCUUGCUGGUGACCUCACGGCAGUACAUCGGCGACCCGAUCGACUGCAUCGUCGAUGAAAUACCGCUGCACGUGAUGGACACCUACUGCUGGAUCUACUCGACCUUCACGAUCCCGGAUCGAAGCGGCCUGGUCGGCAAGGACAUGGUGCAGCCGGGGGUGUCGGGGCACAUAGAAGGCAAAGACGAGGUGAAGUACCACAAGUACUAUCAGUGGGUCUGCUUCACGCUCUUCUUCCAAGCGAUCCUCUUCUACAUACCGCGUUACCUCUGGAAGAACUGGGAGGGCGGCCGCAUCAAGAUGCUGGUGCUCGACCUCAACUGCCCGGUGGUCAGCGAGGACUGCAAGAGCGACCGGCGGAAGCUGCUGGUCGACUACAUCACGUCGAACCUGCACAUGCAGAACUUCUACGCCUACCGUUUCUUCCUCUGCGAGGUGCUCAACUUCAUCAACGUGUUCGGCCAGAUCUACUUCAUGGAUUUCUUCUUAGACGGCGAGUUCACCACCUACGGCUCCGACGUGGUCCGGUUCACCGAGAUGGAGCCCGAGGAGCGCAUCGACCCGAUGUCCAAGGUGUUCCCGAAAGUCACCAAGUGCACAUUCCACAAAUACGGUCCGUCUGGCUCGGUGCAGAAGUUCGACGGGCUCUGCGUGCUGCCGCUCAACAUCGUCAACGAGAAGAUCUACGUCUUCCUCUGGUUCUGGUUCAUCAUUCUGGCGAUCCUGAGCGCCCUCAGCCUGGCGUAUCGCCUGGCGGUGAUCCUCAGCCCGAAGCUGCGCUACGUGCUGCUGCGCGCACGCUCGCGCCUCUCGCCGCAGGAGCAGGUCAAGAUCAUCUCGGACAAGUGCCAGAUCGGCGACUGGUUCGUCCUCUAUCAGCUCGGCAAGAACAUGGACCCGCUGGUCUACAAGCAGCUCAUCGCCGACCUCGCGAGCAAGGUGCAGGGCAAGGAGAACGUGUAGCUCGUGUCGAACGGAGCCAAAAGACAUCAGCGAGCACUCCCUGAGAAACUCGUGGAGGUUCUCUCGGAAGCUCCUCGUCUCUCCGUUGAGACGAGACUACCGAUCGAGUGAGAGGGAGAAUGAGAGAAUGAAAGACAACGGUAAGAGACUGACGAGCCGAGAAUAAGAAAAGAGACACGCCAUCGAUGAACCACCGGGUGGAUGGAUACCGGGGGAGGGGGGGGGCGAGGUAUCGGCGUCCUUAAUCAGACCGGGUUGCACCGACAGUCCACUGAUCUUAGAGCCGACUUGAAAUUAGUAAUUCACCGUCUUCUCUUUCUAUACUCUAGUAAUCUUACUGUACGACCACAGGCAAGGGAAGAAGAAUCGCGCAGAAUCCGGGCGGGGGGUCCUCGUGUAGUCGAGUAGUUUAAGGAUCCUUUUAAGACUCACGUCAAGGAGCACCGGGCGCGUCGUGAUCAAUCGAUUUCGCAUUCGUUCGUUCGGUGUAUUGAGCGAUCAACCGCUCGCUAGAACGAACAAGUCGGCGAGUUAGAGAGGGGGGAGGGGGGGAUUCAGUCGAGUUUAGCGACUCGACGACGGACGGAGGAGGCGGAUUAAGCGGGAAUCCUCGCCUGUCUCUUUAGAUUGUAGCUAGGUAAUUAUGUAGAUUUAAUUGUACGCAAGGCGACUCUUCAAAUUGAUCAUCAUAUCGACUCGAUGGACUCAGUCGCUGCAACCGGGUCUCUCGCAGGUUUAGCUAGGCCAGGAAUCUUACGUGUCUCUCUCGCCGUCCCUCUCACACGCUUCCAUUCCGGCGUCGGGUCUGCGGUCGAGACAAAGCGCGCCGUUCCGCUGCCCGUUCUCUCUGGUCUCUCCUCGUCUUUCGCAUCGAACUCUCCUCGUCUUCGGAUCCUUUCACCCACGGUGAGUUUCCCAUCGAUUUUGCGAUCGCCUGUUCCGCCAGUUUUCUGCAUUUGC
Dinoponera quadriceps is the source of this 2681-nucleotide messenger RNA. It is a transcript of the gene Inx2, whose product is annotated as innexin inx2-like. The record is from RefSeq and is a predicted model, not a curated record. Gene Ontology annotation, cellular component: gap junction; plasma membrane. Gene Ontology annotation, molecular function: gap junction channel activity. Gene Ontology annotation, biological process: phototransduction. Bases 645 to 1721 code for a protein of 358 amino acids. NCBI's taxonomy places the organism in Eukaryota, Metazoa, Arthropoda, Insecta, Hymenoptera, Formicidae. The transcript has a single exon.